Pantherophis guttatus is the source of this 1153-nucleotide messenger RNA. RefSeq names its product carbonyl reductase 4 (gene CBR4). Gene Ontology annotation, molecular function: quinone binding; oxidoreductase activity, acting on the CH-OH group of donors, NAD or NADP as acceptor. The record is from RefSeq and is a predicted model, not a curated record. Gene Ontology annotation, biological process: fatty acid biosynthetic process. Lineage: Eukaryota; Metazoa; Chordata; Lepidosauria; Squamata; Colubridae.
CCCAUUCUGGGUGAAAGAACUCACGGCCUAGGGACUUUUUUCAAAGAGAAGAGGGACUUCAAGAAGGCUUCCAAUCGACUCUCUUCGCUUUCCAGGAAGCAGAUUAGAAAUCCGGUCGCUGGUUAAGGGCGACUAAACGACCCGAGCUCCAGCCAGCAUUGGCCGCGUCUCGGUCACGUGAUCACCCCGCCCACUCGCCGAGCCCAUUGCCUCCCGGCCUUUUCCUCCGUCCGCUGUUCAGCCCUGCGCGCUUUAGGCGAUGUCAAAGGUUUGUGCCAUUUUUGGAGGUUCUAGAGGAAUUGGUCAGGCUGUUGCACAGCUCCUAGCACGGAAAGGAUAUUGCCUGGCUGUUAUAGCAAGAAAUCUGGACAGGGCUCAAGCUACUGUGGAUAGAUUAGGAGCAGGUCAUCUUGCACUGAGUUGUGAUAUCACCAAAGAAGAAGCCAUCCAAAAAACUUUUAAAGAAAUAGAGAACAAAUUAGGUCAUGUACGCUAUCUGGUUAAUGCUGCUGGUAUCAACAGGGAUGGACUACUAUUGCGAACCAAGUCUGAAGAUAUGAUAUCCCAAUUUCAGACCAAUCUUUUGGGAACCAUGUUGACAUGUAAAGCUGCUGUAAAGAGUAUGAUUCAACAGCAAGGUGGUGCUAUUGUUAAUGUUGGAAGUAUUGUUGGAUUAAAAGGCAAUGCAGGUCAAAGUGCAUAUAGUGCUAGCAAAGCAGGAUUAGUUGGAUUUUCACGCUCUUUUGCUAAAGAAGUAGCACAAAAGAACAUUCAAGUCAACAUGGUUGCUCCAGGCUUCAUUCAUACAGAUAUGACAGCCCAUUUGAAAGAAGAAGAGCUGAAAAAAACAAUUCCUCUUAGAAGAUUUGGUCAGCCACAGGAAGUUGCCCAAAGUAUUGCAUUCCUUUUAGAAACUCCUUAUGUAACAGGCCUUGUUUUGGUUGUAGAUGGAGGCUUGCAGCUUCUGAUUUAAACACUAUGAAUUCUACAUGAAAAGUUAUUCAGCAACUUUAAAAAUUCCGAAAGAGAUCUAAGCAGUAUCCUUCUUAUUACAUUUUAACUCAAAUUAAAAGAAAGAAAACAUAAUAAGGUUCUAUUUUAGUUGUGUUUGAAAAUAUAAGAGAGGAUUAAAAUAAAUAUAUUCUAAAAUCUA